GGCUCCUCCUGCUACUUGUCUCGUUGCGGUAACAGUCUGAGUCAUUCUCAUUACAGCAUUGCUUGUGGUUAAUCAAUCCCUGAGGAGCCAGAGCGCUGUGAACACGGCUGCGCCAUGCACCUAGCACCCACAGACACCCUUUCCCCCAACAACCCCAGGAAGCGCCAGCUGGCGGCGCCUCGCUGCGCACCCGGCCCGCCCAGCCGCUCCUUUCCCUUCCGUUCCCCGGCACCGCCCAGAGCUGCCGCUCGCCCGGGCCGGCCGCGGUAGUGGCCUCAUGGCGGCGGCUAGUGGCGGUGGCAGCGGCCUGCUGCCCUUCCUGCGGCUGCUGGGGCAGCUCAAGAGAGUACCGCGGACAGGAUGGGUGUACAGGAACGUGGCAAAGCCAGAGAGCGUAGCCGAUCAUAUGUACAGAAUGGCAGUGAUGGCUUUGGUGGCUGAAGACAAAAGCCUUAACAAGGACAGAAGCAUACGAUUAGCUUUGGUCCACGAUAUGGCUGAAUGCAUUGUUGGAGACAUUGCUCCUGCAGAUAAUAUCUCAAAGGAGGAGAAACACAGGAGAGAAGAGGCAGCUAUGCGACAACUGACCCAGCUUCUACCAGAGGACAUCGGAAAAGAAAUCUAUGAACUCUGGGAAGAAUAUGAAAACCAGAGUACUGCAGAAGCCAAGUUUGUAAAGCAGUUGGAUCAGUGUGAGAUGAUACUGCAAGCAUUUGAAUAUGAAGAGUUGGAAAACACACCUGGCAGACUGCAGGAUUUUUACAAUUCAACUGCUGGGAAGUUUGUUCACCCUGAAAUACUCCAGCUUGUAUCUCUGAUCAACACAGAAAGGAAUAAAAAAGUAGCUGCUACAUCUCCUCCCCAUUCCUGAGGCAUUCCUAAACACUGUAGCUAUAAUAAAUACUUUGUUUUAUAUUC
Molecule: messenger RNA, 918 nt
Organism: Strigops habroptila (Kakapo)
Lineage: Eukaryota; Metazoa; Chordata; Aves; Psittaciformes; Psittacidae
Gene: HDDC2
Product: HD domain containing 2
Exons: 6
Coding region: 278-871 (197 amino acids)
Cellular component (GO): cytoplasm
Molecular function (GO): 5'-deoxynucleotidase activity
Source: RefSeq, a predicted model, not a curated record